Strongylocentrotus purpuratus (purple sea urchin) is the source of this 26752-nucleotide messenger RNA. RefSeq names its product nesprin-1. Gene Ontology annotation, cellular component: meiotic nuclear membrane microtubule tethering complex; cytoplasm; nuclear outer membrane. Gene Ontology annotation, biological process: nuclear migration. Bases 690 to 26732 code for a protein of 8680 amino acids. Lineage: Eukaryota; Metazoa; Echinodermata; Echinoidea; Camarodonta; Strongylocentrotidae. Gene Ontology annotation, molecular function: actin filament binding. The transcript is spliced from 98 exons. The record is from RefSeq and is a predicted model, not a curated record.
UCAGAAAAGGAGUCAGAGGAUUCUAUUUUGUUGAGGAAAAUCAGUACUCUGGUCCAUUGAAGAGAGAGAGAUGAAGAAGUAUUGUUAACAAUAAUCCUCAAUAGCUGCCCACUCGACCAUAGCUGUGAACAUGCAAAUGCCCAGACUAAGGAUAUACAGAAGAGACAAUCUGAACCUCAAACAUUGUGCUAACUGUAGCUGAGUUUUCAGACAACAGUCUUCAAAAACAUUUGAAGUGAUGUUAAGAGCAGCAUGAACUGUAGUAUCAUGAGAGAUUAACUCUAAUAAUAGAAGAAACUAGCUGUGAUGAUAAGGGAGGUGUAUUACAUGGGAUUGUUUAGAGAACAUUUGGAGUCUCAUCUUCAUAUAGUGGAGUUAUCUUUCAUUGGAAUGUUUGGAGAACAUUUUGGUUGACCUGACCUCCGAGUGUUCCCUCCUGCAGAGUCCUAAACAAGUGGAUUGGUUUUCUCAAGAGCUAGCUCGAUCAGACUUCAUGUAUGCGUCUUGGCGUCCACAGAGAUAAUGCAUGAUGCUAGCGUCUGUAUAGAUGAUGUUUGCGUGCCUGGCUGUGGUUUCUUCAAUAUAACUUUGCUUGACAGGAAUAUUUGGAAUUAAAUGAAUACUUUGCAGUUAGAAUCACAAGAUAUAUUGGAUUGUGGAUACCGGUAGAUGUGCAUGAUUGAACAAAUAUGUCUUAUGUGAAGAACUUAGGAAAGAAGCUUCAACAUGAGCAAGAGAGAGUACAGAAGAAAACUUUCACAAACUGGAUGAACUCGCACCUUGCCAAGCAUGACCCACCUUACAAGAUUGAUGAUCUCUUUGGUGACAUCCAGACUGGAACAGUACUACUGGCUCUCCUCGAGAUUCUCUCAGGGGAAGCUCUACCUUAUGAGAAAGGAAGACACAUGAAAAGAGUGCACUGGCUGUCCAAUGUGAACACAGCUCUCAACUUUCUUCAGGAGAAAAAGAUCAAGCUAGUGAACAUCAAUGCAGGUGAUAUUGUGGAUGGUCGUCCACCAAUUUGUCUUGGUCUUAUCUGGACAAUUAUUCUCUACUUCCAGAUUGAAGCCAAUACAAGUCUUCUGGAUGCUCUAGCUGAGUAUGAUUCAAGCAGUGUGGGUAGCUCAGCAGCCUCAAGUCCUACCACCUCCAGACGAGGGUCUCAAUCAGAUGAACCUCCUCCUGUGAAGAAGGCUUUCAGGGCUGCAUCCAAGUUGAAGCAGAAGGUGACUGCUAAGAAAGCUCUCCUCAAUUGGGCCAAGAAGGCUUCAAAAGCUCUAUCCAUACCUGGCGGUCCAGCAGUGGAGAUAAAAGAUUUUGGACCAAGUUGGAGAGAUGGUAAUGCCUUCAACAUGUUGAUUCAUAACAUCCAUCGUGAUCUGAUUGAUCUGCAAUCUCUCAGUGGUCAGACCAAUUCACAAAGAUUGGAACAAGCCUUUAGUCUAGCAGAAGAGAAGCUGGGAAUAACCAAACUCCUGGAUCCAAAUGAUGUUGAUGUUGAUAAGCCAGAUGAGAAGUCAAUCAUGACUUAUGUCUCUCAGUUCUUCACUGCUUAUCCUGACACUGGGUCAACAGCAAAGAGAAAGGAAGCAGAGGGAGAGGGUGAUGAAGAGAGAUCAGUCUGUAAGAAACUGAAUGACUGUCUAACAGUAGAGGAAGCUGUCUUAGCAACCAAACAGCCUGCAACAUUAUCAUCAAUAUCAGAUUAUCAGAGAUUUGUAGAGUUUGAAAAGGAACACAAGAAGAGCAAGCAGAUGAUGAUGAAGCUGAUCGAUAAGAAACAGAAGAAAGUCUUUGUAACAAUGACCACGGAGGAGUGUGAUGUCAUGAUUGAGAGAUGGACCAAGGUUUCAGGAGACUAUGAAGAAUGGAGGAAAAAGCUGGAGAAUGACAUGCCAGGAGAGCUGGGUCGGAUAGGAGCUUGGUUGAAUAGAGCAGAUGAGCUGUUGAAGAGAGGAGAGGUGGAGCCACUGGAGUCACAAGAUGCUACCUGGAGCCAGAUGAAGAGGAGAUUGGAGGAGCAUAAGGUGCACUUCAGAGAGGCCAACUACAUGCAGCAGUCCUUUACACGAAUUCAUCACCAAGGGAUCAAGGUGGAUGGUCAAGACAUUCCAAAAUCCAUGUUGGACAAUAUAGCUGAAAGGUUUAUUGUUGUCAUGGAAACAAAGGAUUCUCACAGACUGCACCUGGAAUAUGAGGAGAUUAAAUAUCGUCUGCUGGCAUUUGUUGUAAUGGCAGAGAAGAAACUUCAGACAUGGACUGUGAAGUAUGGGGACGCACAAGAUGUUCAAGGAUUAUUACAGAGCUAUUUGGAUUUUGUGGAUUCUGGCAACUUCUUUAAGCAGUAUGAAGACACAUUCAGAUUACUAGAGGAAGCAACUGGAAUAUAUAUUGCCAACUUAAAUCAUGGUGAGGAAAAAGAGAUUUGCAAGCGAUUUGUUCAUGACAUGGAGUUGAAGAAGAAGAACCUGACAGUUGAAGUAGCCUCAGUCAAAACCAUGUUGGAGAAGGUCACUGAGAAUUGGAGGUCAUAUAGGUCAGAGGUCAUUGACCUUCAACCAUGGUUAAAAGAAGCAGAGAGAAUUACCAGUCAAGGAUCUCAUGAUAUUAAAGUGACAUUUUUUGCCAACCUGAAUGAGAUGACUCCAAAACAUACUGCUUUGAAUCACCAUGGAAACUUUCUAGUGGAGACAUGCAAGCCAGAUGUGUCACAAGGAGUUCAAGAACAACUCAACAUACUAAACACAAAAUGGAACCAAGUUUACAGUCAAGGCAAGAUGUACAUGCAGACUGGAGAAGGUGACAAGAUGAGAAAAGAGUUUGACAGUGAGCUGUUCACAGUGAAUGCCUGGCUUGAACUCACCACCAAGACUUCCAAGAACGUCCUCCCAUGUACAAAGCAGGCAUUACUUGCCAAUCUAACGGAAUUGGAUGAAGCGAUAGGGAAAGUAUCAGGUCAAGAGCGAUCCUUCAAACACCUGUCUGAGUUAGCCCAAGAGAUGGUGAAAUCCUGCUCUCAACAACAAGCUACUCAAAUACUGGCCGCACUCAGGCAUGUCAAGCAAAAUCUCAAAGACAUCAAAGAGUCAAUGCCUGAGAUGAAGAGAGUGAUACUAGAAAUUGUGAAACUGAUGAGCCAGUUUGAAGAUGGAAUGGGAGCUAUAGAAAAUUGGAUUCAAGAAGCUGAAAGAUUACUAAAUGAACCAAUUCAACAUGUCUCAACUAUGAACAUCACUCUCAAAGAGCACAAAGACCAUUUUGCCAAGUUACCUCUUGUACAGGUUAAACUAAAAGAGAAGAGUCACAUUGUAACCUACAUUAUCAACCUGAAAUGUACUCGCAUUGAUACAACCAUCUUGGAGUCCACUGUGUCAAACCUCAAUCUCAGAGUGCAGGACUGUCUAAGGAAAGAAGAAGAUUUUGAGAGUCAGCUUGCAAGGGAUAUGGAGAGCUGGUGUAGAUUUGAAGCUAAUGAGACCGAGUUAAAGAACUGGCUGCUUUUAGCUGAGAAACAGCUACAGAUCAGACAGGGUACACCAAGUCAACAAAUGGAACAACAUAAGGCUAUGUUUGUGGAUGCUGAACCCCAAGUGAUGACCAAGUUCCUAGAGGUCUGUCAGAAUCUAUUCCAUGAUUUACCUGCUGAGAACAGGAAGGAGGUGGAGGCAAGGAUGAAUUUACUUCAAGAGAGAUAUCAGUCUGUGCACAAGGAAGCCCAAAGGAGAAUGAAUGAGCUGCAAUUUGAAGAUGUUUGUAGUGAGCUUAAAGACCAGUUUGAUGCUGCUGAGAAACAGCUUCAUCUUGAGAGACAAGCUCUAAAAGCGGAUCAGCCUCUUCAGAAAGUUCUUCAGCAACAUCAGGAGUUCUUUCAAGAAUCCCACUUGUUGACAGCCAUAGCUGGGAGGGUGCAUGUCUUGGAUACUCUGCAGGCUCAGAUGGCAAAGUCAGACCCUCAACAGGCUGUACAGAUGGUUCAGGUCUUCACUCACAAUAAACAGAGAUACGAACAAGUGCUAGAUAAAGCUGAAGGUCUGGAGAAGAGACUUAUGCAAGCACCCAAGAGAUGGUGUCAGUAUGAAGAAGACAUUGUGAGAGUGAUAAGCUGUAAUGAUGAAAUGAGACUCACCUUACAGGCUUUGGAAGAGGCAGACACUGUAGAUGACAUAGAACAAGCAGCAACUAACAUUCAGGACCUUCUUGAUGCCAGUCUCAUAUCUCAAGACAUUCUUGCUCAACUCCAAGGAGAUCUAGCAGAGUUAAGUGAAGAUAUACCAAGAGAGAAAGCCCAGGAGCACCAAGGAAGGUUGGAUCAUUUGUCAUCUGAGCUCGUCACCCAGCAGACAUCGCUAGAGAAUGCUUCGUGUAGGGUGUCUUCAAAGAAGAUUUGGCUUGAGUACAGGGAUAGUGGUCAGGUAUUAAGGAAAGAAGUGGAGGAUGUUAGCAAGCAAGUGAGAGAAACUAACACUUGGCAUGGUGUCCUCACGUUAGACGAUUGCUGUAAGAGGCAGGAGGCUUUAGAAGACACAAUGAAAGGUUUAAAACCAGAAGUGGAAAGACAACUUCAGAAUGGACGAUCAUUCCAGAGAGAGCCAGAGUGUCCAAAGUAUAUCACUGAGCUGACCAUCACACUGGACAGAGAGUGGACACAAACCAUCGAGGAAACUAAGCAGCAAUCACACAAACUCAAGGUAUGUUCUACAGUGUUUCCUAAGUAUGAGGAAGAGAGGAAGCAUUUUGAUGAAAUGAUGUGUGACUUUGAAGCUGAGAUCAGUAAAUCAAUCCCACCCCCUACACCUGGCAAACAGGCUGUACAAGAAGAGGUCUCCAAAUGUCAGGAAAUCUCCACAUCUCAUGACACUUGUAAGCCGAUUCUUGCCAUGCUGAACCAACUCUCACAGCAGCUUUCUCCUGUAGCGCCUACACCUGUUUGUGAGACUAUUCAACAGGACAUCAUUGACAAGCAGACCAAGUGUUCAAAUGUCAAACUGGGGCUUCAUAAGAGACUAACAAGCCUAAAGCAGUUGUCAGGUGACUGGGAUAGUCUGGACUCAAGAAAAGCAGAGUUUGUAGAAUGGUUGGAGAUGUAUGGAAACAGACUCAAUGAAGUAGAAACAUCACUUGAACACCCUGAUGAGAUAUACUCUUCAGCAAAGGACCUAUUUUCUGAAAUAGAUGCCAAGUACCUAUGCCUUAAAGACCUUGAAAAGUGCCUGUGUGAAUUGACCUCCCCAUACCCUCGCUCUGUCGCCAUCCUUGUUCUGGAAUCAGAUGUAGCCAGUCUCCAUAGCCAAUUGGAGGAGCUCUCUGAUAGGGCCAAGGCUCUUGAUCUUACAUUGUCGGAGCAGGUGUCCCAGUGGAAUCUGUAUCAGAAAUCUGUGCAGGAGAUCUCAACCUGGCUGAGUGAAGCAGAAAAGAGACUGAAGAAUAUCUCUGAUCAGGCCUGUGAUACACUCCAAGAUGUUCAGCAGUGCAAUGCACAGGUUCAGAUUAUAAGGGAACAGUUUGAAGAGAAACAAGCAAUAAUGCUAACAAUUCGAGAGUGCUGGCCUGAAUCCAGUGAAGAUAAAGAGUUGGAGCACCGUUGGAACACCCUGGAUGAUACGAUCCUUAAGACCCAUGCUCAAAUUGAGAAGCUGGUAUCCUCCUGGGAGGAGUACCAUCGUUUAUCUAAGAAGACAGAGACAUGGAUGGAGGAUAUGAGCAGGAGGUUGGAAAAAGAGAGUGGUGAAGUUGUUGGAAACACAGAUCAACUCAACAGGAGACAUCAGCUUUUACAGAAUAUGAAAGAUGAUUGCCAAAGUCAGAGUGCCGAGAUAAAUGAGGUCUUGGCCUUGAAUCAAACCCUACGUCAGCACUGUUCCACAGCAGGCAAGGAGAGACUAGGAACAGAAGCAAACCAUGUGUCUUCAGAGUACAGUAGACUACAGGCACUACAAAACACUGCCAUAUCACGUCUAGAUGAAGUGCUGGCUCAGAGGCAGAGGUUUAGAGACGACGUGGGAACACUGUUAGAUGUGCUUCAUCAGCAGGAAGUAGCGAUAGAGAAUCAGAAAGAACUAGGAAGAGAUGAAUUGAAAGACCGCCUUGUUGCAAUCAAGAAACAAGACUCUGUCCUUGCGGAAGCAUCUCAAGAUUUGAAGUCCUUGGAAUCUGAGCUGGAACCCAUCUGUAGGCACUGUGACUCUGGUGAAACCCUCACCUACUCCCAUCAAGUAACAGGUCUCAACAAGAAACUGGAGAAGGUGCAAGAGAUUAUCACAAAGAGAAUCACAUAUGUACAGUUCUUCAUUCAGUUUGAAGACAUCCAAUAUAAAGUUCUUGGCAGAUUUCAAGAAGCUAAACCUGUUCUUGACAAGGAAGAUGCAACAGAUUCUGAACUUAUUCAAGAGCUAGAACAUCUUGAAGCCGUAGAACCAGUCCUAGAGGAGUGGAAAAACAAGACUCAAAAUAUGGACCAACUUGCCAAAGACUCUCAACUCACCAUCAGAGCUCCUGCUAGCCAAGACCCCCAGGAUCUGCCUAAACAGAGAACCGAGUCUUUGACCAGUUUAGACCAUGGUCAAAUGGUGUCCACUCACUCUUACCUGACCAGGGGACUCCGAUCAAGGCUGGACAAGAUGGUCAAUGUCCACAGGAAGCUGGAAGAGUUUGAGGCUAAGCAGAAGAACCUUAAACAGUGUCUGGAAGACUUGGAGAGGACAAUGUCCACAGUGAAAGACGUGGGACAAUUGAGUGAUCUCCCUCCAAUUGCUCAGUCUUUUGAGGAGGCUCAGAAAGAAUUAGCCAGGAAUCAAACAGAUCUUGAUAGAUUGACCAGACUGGGAGUGGAAAUCCUGGAACAAGAUCCUAGACUCAUUCCAGUCAUUGAACCAAAGGUGGAUAAAUUGAGGGAGGAUUGGAAUAAAAUGGAUGAAAGAGUCUCCAUGGCAACCAAAUGUGUUCAUACCACUAUCAAGCUGUGGACAGAGAUUGAUCAUUCACAAACAAAGCUACAUUUGACUUUGGCAAAGGCACAAGAUGUAUGCCAAGAACCAAUCCAAUGUAGUAACAGAGAAGAGACAGAAAAACUACUUAAGUCACAUGAGGCUGCCUCGUUAGAUGUUGAAACAGCUAAACACCCAGCUAGUUGUUAUGCAGAAUCAUCACAUCAGAUCCAGAAUCUCCUACCAAUAAUCACCAACACCCCUGCAGUUACCUCUGCUCCAGCAGAAGGUGCAAUGCUACAACAGUGCCAGGAGCUUCCUGGGAGACUGGAUGAGGUAUCAGCCAUGCUGGACGAGAGGUUGAUGAAGCUAAGAAGAGGGAGAGAGUUGUGGGAUUCAGUGGUAGAACGAGAGAAGGUACUUCAUUCAUGGUUAGGUGUUUCUAAGAUGAAUCUUGAUGAGAUAUCUAGCACCAUGGAUGACAGUGAGAGAGAUGAUGGCAAAAUCAAACUACAGCAGUUCAAGGAUGAAGCAGUAGACCAUGAGAGUGAGCUACAGCAGCUGGCAGCUAGCCUGGCUGAACUGAAGUCUUUUAACCCUGAUCAAACAAUCCCUGAGGUAGAAGAGACUUUCAGGAAAGUUGAAGCGGACUUUGUUCAAGCCAAACAGACUGCUCUUGAAACUGAAAGCAACCUCAGUGAAUUCACUUCUCAAAUUGCUACUCUGAGAGGGCAGCUAUCUGAGCUGAUGUCAUGGUUACAGGACCAAGAAACUACUGUUGCAAGAUGCAAGGAUAUGUUUCUUGAUGGGGAGAAACUGGCCUCUAACCACAAACGAUGUCAGGACAUAGAGGCAAACGUUGUUGGUAAAAGAGCUGCAGUUGAUAGCUUGAGUCAGCAGGUGAAUUCUAUGAAGGAGAGGUUUCCCAAGGCUCAUACUGCAUCCAUUGAGAAGGAACUUGAUUCGGUACACAACCAGUAUCAUAUCUCACUAGAAUCAUGCACACAGGUCCUAGAGAAAAUAUCAUCAGUACUUCAGGAAGAGACCAUCAAAGCCAACAAAGCUAUGUCCUCUUGGUUGGAUUCAGCAGAGACGUCUCUCAAGCAAUCAUCAUCCACAGAGGGCUGUCUAGAUGACAUCAAGGAGAGACACAACGCUAUCAAGGACUUACAAUCAAAGAUGCCAGAAGGUGAGCUUCUGUGGAAAGGAAUGAAAACCAAAGGGUCUCAUCUUGCUCAAAUCCUUCUUGAUGAUCAGCUGACUGCUCACAAUGAAACCAUAGCAGCCCUUGAUGACCGCUACAGGUUGCUGACCAGUGAGUGUCCAGUCAAGGAGGAGGAACUUGGUCAUUGUGUAGAGGUAUUGGAACGGUAUGAGAAUAGUGCCAGGGAGAUCAAUGAUCAGUUGGUUCAAGUAGAAGAACAGACCAAAGAGUUGGUGAAACCAUGCAAGGAUACUCAGAAACAACUCACUGCAGUUGAGUCAUUGCUGGAAGUGAUGAAAGGUGUUCAUGUAGAAGAGCUACAAGACAAGACUGAUGCUGUGUGUCAAACAAUAGAGAAUUCUUCGGCCCCACUUCACACUCAACAAAUCAAACAAAGUCAUCAAAAUCUGCUCAAGAAUUUAGAGGAACUUCAACUCCAACUUGAAGGCAGUGUAGAUGCUGAGAAGCAGCUACACUGUGAUCUAGAUGAUGUAAGACAGAAGCUGGAGAAGUCUGAACAGUUAAUUAGCAGCUGUGUUGAUCCUACUGGAGAUAGGAAUGUGUGUGAGGAUAAAUUGCAAGCUAUAAAGUCAUUGGAAGAUGAACAAGAAAAGUGUCAGGAGAAGCUGAUUCAAGCACAGAGCAUCCUCCCCAGUCUCUUGCCAUUCACUACCCCUGCUACCCAAGAUACCAUCAAUGGACAACUCUCUACAUUAAAGAGGGAGAUAGACACUCUUUCAGAACAGCUGAAACAAGGCAGACGUGAUGUUUUAAAGAGCAUGUCUGAUUGGUCAGAGUAUGAGGCAUGUCAUGCUAGAGUUAGCCAAUGGUUGGACAGGAUAGAUGAGGCAGUGGAUGAAGCAGCUGAACUAAGGAACACCUUAGAUGACAAAGUUAAACACCUUGAACAGUCAAAGAUACUACAGGAUCGCCUUAACUCUGAAGCUAGCAUCGUACAAGAGCUGACAGACAGGGCUAAGGAUGUCACAUACUCAAAUAGUCCUGAUGUUGAGGAACAAGUUGACAGUCAGUUAGCCCAAACUGAUAACAGAUACCUUUCUGCAGUGGACAGGUUGAAGGACAUCAUUGGUAACCAAGAGAGAGCUUGCCAGGACCGUGCUAACUUUGAUUCAGCAAUGAAAGACUUGGAAUGUCUGAUAGAUAAUAUCAGCGAGGGUCUAGCAGAUACCAAGGAACACACAUCUGACAUGGAAGGUCUGGAAACAGCAUUGCAGAAAGUCCAGGCUCUGCGAGCUCAAAUCCCCAUUGGCCAAGCUUUACUUCAUGCCAUUGAUGAAGGUGCCCAAAGUACACUGGCCUCCACCAAAGCCCCUGGUGAGCAGGCCAUCAAGGACAAAGUCACAGCAGUAAGGGACAAUUGGAACCAGACGGUUACUCAAAUGACUGGUGAUGAGUCUAAGCUAUUAGAGAAGCUGGCAGGUUGGAAGGAGUUCAUGGGGUUGAUGGAGGGAUUAGAAGACUGGGUGAGAAAAGCUGAGAAAGCUGUGGAAGAGAUUCAACAACCUCAAGAUGACCUCGAAGGAAAGCUACAAGUCCUUGACCAGUGCAAGAUCUUGAAAGCUGAAUUUCUCCAACAUGAACCCCAGGCGAGAUUCCUCGAGAAGAAAGGCCACCACCUUGGCAAUGAGACACAACUCACCCAUGCAAAUCGGCUUAAUACCAAAUUCUUUCAACUCCAAAAUAUAACAAACAAUGCUGAUGAAAUUCUGCAGAAAGCUAUAUUAAAUCAUGAGAAGUAUCAAGCUGGUCUCAAGGAUGCUACUGAUUGGCUGGACUCUCUUGGGUCAAAGGUCAAGCAAGCUUCAUUGAUAUCAGUCAGCAAGGCAGAGCUGGAGCAGAAGCUGGGUGCACUUGGAAACUUGAAGAAGGAGCUCAUUGAAAAGGAUGCGAUCGUAGAUUUAACCACUCAGAAGGCUCAUCAGGUCAAGCAGUUCACGUCCGCCAAUGGCCAGGCUCAAGUCGAUAAAGAAAUUACUCAACUAAAGGACACCUUGUCGUCAUUGAGAAGUGAAAUCUCUGAUUCUCUUGGAGCAUUGAAGUUGGUGUUGGAUCAAUGGAACAAGCUUGAUCAGGACUGUGAGGAGCUCGAGCAGUGGUUGAAAGUGACGGAUGAUGUCAUUCAGAAAGGAGGUCAACUCCAAUCAACACCUGUGGAAAAGAGAGCUCUAGCUGAUGAAUUUGAGACUCUUUGUGAAUCACUGAGAGACCAUCAGCCCAUGGUGGAAUCAGUCAAUCAACAGAGUGAUCUUCUAGGUAAUGAUGGGAUCAGUAACCCAGAGGUUAAAGGGCAGGUCAGCAAGUUAACCGAUAUGUAUGCUGACCUUCACAAAAAGGCACAGGAUGCUAAGUGUAAUUUAGAGAGGAUAGCUGAUGACCAUGCAAAGCUGGAUGAUGAGCUGGCAGUGCUAUCAUCCUGGAUACAGAGUAAGACCAAAGAGAUGGAACCUUGCUGUAAAGUAGCAUCUGAUAUGGAGAUGAACCAAGCCAGGCUUGAUAUGGUCAAGGCCAUCUUGGCAUCUCUACCAGAAGGGGAUGCUCUUUUAGACCAAGUCACAUCUCACUCGGAUCAGGUUCUACCUGACACCAGUGCUAGACCAGGCCAGGACCGCAUCACAAGACAGGUUCAGUCCCUGGACCAUGAGCUGGAGGCUCUUAGAAUGCUAGCCCAGGACUCCUGCUCUAACCUAGAGCAGUAUGCAUCACUUUGGAGAGAGUUUCAAGAGAAAGCAAGGCGCUUGUCAUCUUGGAUGGAGGGAGUCAAAAAGGAUGUAGGCAACAUAGAAGGAGAAAGUGAGAACCUGAAGGAGAAGAAGGAAAAGCUACAAAAAGUUAAAGAACUGAUAAUGGAGAGUGAGGACAAGCAGCCUUUAAGAGAAGAAGUGACCUUGUUAGGUCAGGGUCACAUAACCUUUAACCCUAACGUUGCUCACAUUAGCAGUGAGGCCACUAAGUUAGCAGUACAGUACCAGACUCUACAUAUGACACUCAAAGAACUGGAGCAUCAUCUUGAGCGGUCAGUUGAAGAUGAAAACAAAUAUCAGAUAGCAAGCAAAGAUUGCAAGGAUUGGCAGAAAGCAGCAAGUGAAAAGUUAGAUGUAUGUGAUGACCUCACAGGAAGCAAAACUGAUAUACAGAACAGACUACAAGUUGUACAGGAAUUGAUGUCGAGCAGACAUCGUGGUCAGAGUCUUGUACAUGCAAUGGUCAGUAAGGCAGAGAAAGCUCAACAGCACACAGCUCCUAAUGGUCAAGACUUGAUGGAAGCAGAGGUCAAAGGAAUGACAUUGAACUACAAUGAACUGGUGCAGAAAAUGAACAGUACUAAAGACAAACUGCAGAUCAAUUUAAAAGAAUGGGAGAGUUUCGAUGCUGGAAAAGACAAACUGUCUAGAUGGUUGCAGGAAGCCUGUUCCCAGCUAUCAGAUGCUCAACAACCAAAAGCAACUCUGAUAGAAAAGAAAGCGCAACUGGAUAGAUGCAAGUGUAUUCAGCAAGAUAUUGAGAGACAACGUCAUGAUCUUGAAAAGGUCACUGAGCAUGCUCAGAAGCUAGAAGAGGAGAGUCCCAAUAAUGAAUCAAUCAAAGUACCUCUUGCAGAGCUAGUGAAGAGAUUUGAGAAGAUUGAAACAGAUUGCCAGGAGUGUGCAUGUAAACAGUCGGAUAUGAUUCAAGAACACCAAGCAUUCCAGCAAACACAGAAAGUUUACACUCAGCAACUGAGAGACCUGAAACACCAGCUAUCCACCAAGGCAGAUCCAUCAGGCAACAUGGAAUCCAUACAAAACAAGAUAACUACUUUGAAGGAUCUCCAAAUUGGAAAGGCAGCAUCUGCUGAGCUGCUCGAGUCACUCUCUGCUUUGGGGGAGAAUGUGAAAGAAUCCACUUCACUUGCAGGACAGGAAACUAUCCAUCAGCAGGUGGAGAAAUGCGGUGAAGACCUUGCAGCCCUUGAUAGCAGCAUGCACAAAUCCAGUGAGAGGCUACAGGAAUGUGUAGAGAGGUGGCAAGCGUAUCAGGCCAGAAAAACUGAGAUUGAGUCAGGUAUCCAGCAAGCUAGAGAGGGAUAUCAGCAAGGUGCUCAACCUCAGGUAGACCUGCCAGCUAAGCAAGACCACCUUAGGAAGUUCAAGGGUGUGCAUGAUGAGCUAACUAGUCAAAGAGUAUGCAUUGAAGCAGUAUCCUCUGCUGCACAAGCCUUACUGGACAGCAGUAUGGGUAACGUUGGGGUUGUGAGUGAAGCUACAAGAAUCACAUCAGAAUACCAGAUGAUAUUACUCAAAAACAAGGAUGCUGUGAAGCUGAGUGAAUGUAUAGCGAGAGAACAUGAGCAGUACUUGGCCGCCCAAUCCACCUUCUCAGAUUGGCUAGAUAAACAGGAGUUUUGUCAAAGUCUGGCUGGUGAUAAAGACACUCUUGCAGAGAGAUGCAUUAAACUCAAGGAAUUACAGAAAUGUGAGAGUAUUGGAGCUUUGAGGCUGAGUACAUUAGAAGAGAAAGCUGAGAAAGCCAUUCACAAUACCACCCCUGAAGGUCAAGACCUGAUCAGGGCUAGCCUGGAAAGAGCCAGAAAACAACUCGAAGAGUAUAAGGACUCACUCAAUAAAGCACUCCAUGAUUGCCAGGUAUGUUUGGCACUAUGGGAUCAGGCUGAGAGAGAUUAUGAAGACAUGUGCAAUUGGUUGAAGGACAUGGAAGAAAAGACUUGUCACCUUCCUCUCAUGAGUACAGUCAAUACAAAGCAACAACAAGUCGACCAUUGUAAGAGCAUUGAGUGUAUGGUGAAUGAGAAGAAACCUGCCAUAUCGCAUCUCAAGAAAAAGCUGAGAUCUCUGGUUGAGCAGACAGAACAUAGUCCAUUCAGUGAUCAGAUGCAGCAUAUUACUCAGACCUAUGACAAUUUACAACAGAAAUGCCAGGAUAAUGUGAUAUCGGCCGAAACCAGAACGUCAAACCACAUUGCAUUCAACACAGAUGUUGUUAAAGUUCAAGAAUGGUUGGACUCUAACAAACAAUCUCUCACUGAUCUAUGUAACCCUGAGGGUCAGAGGGAAACGGUCAACAAAAAACUUCUUGACCUUCAAACCCUCAAUGACACUCUUCCAAAAGGAAAGAGUCAGUUGGGUCAGGUGAUGAAUCUGAGGCAGCUGAUUGGACCAGAGACAUCAGAAGAAGGUCAUGUGAUUAUUGAUAGUGAAGUGCAGAGAUUACAGCAGAUGUGGGGUGCUUUAAAUGAAGAUAUGAAAGGAGUCCAUACUUUGCUUCAGGACACCAUUGAGGAGUGGAAUAAUGUAAGUGAUCUGCAGGACCAGUUCUGUUUGUGGUUGAAUAAUGCUGAACACACAAUAUCUAAAGAUCGAGAACUGAUGUCAAAGCUUGAAGAAAAAACAACACAGAUGGAGGGUGAUCAGGAAUCUGUGGCUAGAGUAAGAAGUAAGAAGGAAAUGCUUGACAACUUGUUGAAAGCAUCCCAACCCAUCCUUGAGAAGAAUCAUCCCAGCUUCAGCCUCACCUCUCAGUUAGCCGACCUGACUGCUCGCUAUCAGUCACUUCUACAGAAGGCUUGGGAUGUUGUGAAGAGAUCAGAGGAAGAUGUUGCUGAUCAUGAGACUCUGGACUACCAGGUAGCCAAGACUAUAGCAUUCUUACAAACCAACACCAUGACAGUGAAGGAAUUACAAGACGUCACUGGCGACAAACACUCUGUACAACUCAAACUAGAUGCAUUGAAGCCUGUACUGGACUCUAUGAAUGAAAUCAGAAGCAAGGUCAAAGAGGCACACAAUCAAGGUCAAAAGGUUGUAACCCAUACAUCAGCCCCAGGUCAAGAAGUCAUCAGAGAGCAGCUGGAUGAGAUAAUGCAGUCUUUGAGCUCCCUGGAAUCAGUGUUGAAAUCUACUAAUCAUGACCUGAGGGAGAAGAUGACCCAAUGGGAACAGUAUGAGGAGUCAGAGGCUGCGUUUGGGGUGUGGUUGGAUGAUGCUGAGAGGACUGUUGCCAUGGAUAUGGGGCAGAUGAUGGAGCUAAGUGAUAAAGUCACUGAGCUGGAGAAAAGAAAGACCUUAGAGAGGGAGAUAAUCUCUCAUGCAAGUAAUCUGGAAGAGGUGGAGUCUAGAGCCAAGCCACUCUUGGAACACAACAUACAACCCAAAGAUGUGCUUGGGGAUUCAAGGAGACUGGCACAAAGAUAUGCAAACCUCCUAAAGAAAGCCCAGAGCAUGUGUGCAGAGCUAGCAUCUAAUGUGAGCAAGCACCAGGAGUAUGAAGAAGCCUUACGAGAUGCUGAGAGGGCACUGUUACAGGUAUCACAGCAUGUUGCUUCCCAGGGGGCCAUAGGUGAGGAGAACAAAGAACCAGAACAACUGGCAAAACAGCAGAGUCUCAUGCGUGAACUAGCAACCUGCUCCUCCAAACUGGAUAAUGCCCGCACCAAGGGCCAAACCCUUCUUGUCGAUCCUACCAGUACUAACACCAACCCCAAGCUGUCUGGGCAAGUGAAAGGGCAACUAACCCAGCUAGAAGAAGGGCUAGAAGACCUGGAUCAGACAGCUAGAAAGAUCCAGGCACGGUUACAGGUGGCUGUACAGCAGCAACAGAAAUACCUUGACACUCUUCAGUCAUGUCAUGAUUGGCUCUUACAGGCUUGGGGGAAAAUGCCAGCAAUGUCGCUAGGGUCAAAGGUCAAGACUAACAGCCUGGAAGAUGCAGAACGUCAAGUUGAAGUUCUCAAGGGUAUCUUGGACACCUCACUAAUGCAUCGUCAGCUUGUCCAAGCAGCAGAAGAGAGAGUAGAAGAGAGACCAGGAGACUUGACUACUGCUACCUUAGCAACCAAAGUAAACGAUGAGAUAGAGCAAAUCAUAGAACAGACUGAAAGUCAGCUUGGUCAGACAGAGGAGCUAGUUGGUAGAUGGUCCCAAGUUGAGAAGACUAAGAAGGACCUGGCACAGUGGCUGGAACAGACUCAGAAAUCACUGGCUCUAGAACAAGAGAUACCAGCACAAGUCCAACCAACAGAAGCCAACAAACUUUUGAAAACUUCACAUGCCUUUAUUGAUGACAUCCAGUCUCAUCAGACAGACAUGAAAAACGUAACCAGACACAGUGCAGACCUAUGUGAUCAAUCAGAUCCUGACCUUGAGCCACUGGCCACCGAUAUAGACAACAUCUUAGGGUCAGCCAAUGACCUGAAGGCUGUACGCACCAAGCAAUUGGCUGAUUCCAAGAGACUAGAUGAAGCAGUGUCAAAGGUCAAAGAUCAGCUUGCUGAGGUCAACGAGGCUGUGGAGAAGGUGGAAAGUGAUAGAGUCCACACCUGCAGAGAGAAGAUUGAAACACUACAGAGGUUGUCCAUGGAAGAGAGGAGAAGACAUGUUGAUGAGGUUGAUGAAGCCAGCAGAGAGGUUGGAAGGAUGGUUAGCUCUCUGGAUGAAGAGUCCCUCAGAAAACAUCUCAAUGAGAUCCGUGAGGAAUGGCAAGGCAGUGAGAUGCAUAUCCAGCGCACACAAACCAUGCUAGAAGGUUUGGAAUCGGACUUUAAUUCCUUGCUGGAGAAAGCUCAUCAGUUCCACCUCUGGUUAGACCAAUGUCAGGCCAAAGUCAUCAAACCAACCACUAUCAGCCCUUACACAGAGGAGGUUGCAAAGGUUCUACAAGAAAUACAGGGGUUGAACAUGGAGUUAGCAGGCCGUCGAGCCACGUUCAAGGCUGUGAGUGAGGAGGAGUCACUAUGUGAUGAAUUAAGUCCCAUGGAGAGACAGAGAGUACGACAUGAUCUGCAGCAGAUUGACAAGCAACUCAGCAAAUUUGAACAUACUGUCACUACUACUCAUGAUGAAUUACAGACAUGUGUAAAUGAGAGGAAGGAAUUCUGGAAGUACUAUUCUGAGUGCUUGAAAGGACUAGAAAUCAAAGAAGAAGAUCUCAGUGAUUCAGUAGUUCCCAAGCUGGAUAUACCAGACCAAGUACAGCAAGUCUUUGAAUCAAAGGCACUACAAGACCAGGUGAAGAGCUAUAACUCCAAGGUCCGAUGGUUGUCAGUCAGUAGUCAACCCAUCUGCCAAAGAGCUGGGGAGAAAGAUAGCCAAGAUGUCCAGAAGAAAGUCAUAGAUUUAGAGAAGACUUUCCAGAGAGCUGAGAAGGCAGCUGUGUCUAGAUUUGAGUUGAUGUCAGACAGUCUGACUAGGGUCAAGGAAUUAGAACAUCAGAUGAAACAGAUGAAGACUUGGCUAGAUGAACAGCAGUCAGUUAUUUCUCAGCCAAUCACUCUCCAAUGUUCACUCAAUGAUAUUCACAAUCAGAUCUCUCAACAUAAGAAUGUGAAUGACAGCUCUGUUUCUCACAAGCCUCUACUAAUGAAUCUCAUGAGAGAUGGAGAGAGUCUUGCACAGAGAUUGGGAGAGGAUGAAAAGCAACAGAUCACUUACAAACUUGACAAUAUCCAAGCCUUAUUCAAUAGGACUGUGGAUACUACUGGUGAGAAGUAUGCUAGACUAACUAAAGCUUACAAUGACAGAGUGGCAUUCGAGGCUGAUCUUAGUCAAUGUGACGCACAGUUCCAGGACUUGAAAUCAUCUGUAGACCAGCUUGAUCAGCCCAUAGGGCUUUCAUCAGUUGAUGCCUCUCAUCGAAUCUCUACAUGCAAGGACCUUCAAGCCAAACUUGACUGCCUGCAGGCCCCUUUCAAUAAACUUAAUGAUGGAUAUGAUCACAUGACUAAAGAAGGUCAGGUGACACAUGUUCAAGACAUUGCCAGACUCGACCAACUCAACGAAGAACUUAAGAAGGCAUUAGAGACCCAAACCAAAAGUUCAUUAGAUGCACAGGAUGCAAGGAAAGGGUAUGAAGAUGGCAUGACCAAGAUACAGGAAUGUCUAGAGCAUUAUCACAAUGAAGAACCUGCAAGAGAACAACUUGGUCUGGAUAUGGAAACUAAGCUUCGCAAAUGCAAGGUUGCUCUUGAAGAAAUCACCUGCCUUGAAGAAGUCAUGUCUUCACUCCCGGAACAGUACCAAGCAGUAUGUAAGACAGCCAAUCAACUUGACCAACGAACAGUGAAAUCCACUGUCCACAAGAUGACCUCUGACCUGAUGGCAGCCAAGGCCAAUCUGGAGCAGAAACAAAGGUCACUGGAAGGCAAACUCAGUGACAAGGAGGCUUUGAUGGAGGAUCUGGACAGGUGUUUAAAGGAGCUGAAAGGAUGGAGCCAGGAUGUGAAUGAGCCAGUUAUCUUUGUGCUGGAGGUGGAGCCAGUUAAAGAGGCACUCUGUAUACAUCAGACCAACCAACCCAAGAUGGACCAUACUCUAGAGCAGGCCCAAGCCCUCAUCAUAUCUGCCAAUGCCAAGUUUGCAGACUUGGGUGAACCCAUCACUCCAAAGCUCCAGGAUCAGCUUCAGACCUUGGACACCCUUCACCUAGACCUUCUCCAGGCCUCCAGGAACAGAGUAACCAACCUGAUAGAGGCUGUCAACCUGAGGGAAGAGUUACAGAGUCAGAGGGCAGAGGUCAAGAAAUGGCUUGAGGAGGGAGAGGGAAUGCUAAAAGAGGCUCAAGGUGGAAUCAAUUAUCCUCAUGGAGAGCAGGAUUUGCAUCAGCACAGGCAAUUCUUCUCUCAGGAACUAGUGUACCAGAACAAGAUGGAUGACCUGGUAGAUCUUGCUGAUCGCCUGUCUUCUUCACUGACACCCUCUGUACGAGAAGAGAUGAAAGCUGAUUUGAGCAAUCUCAACUCGAGGCUUUCAUCUGUGGAUUUUGGAGCAAGGGAGUAUGAGGAAAAACUGCACAAAUUUCUUGGAAAAUGGCAGGACCUUUUAAGUGGAGUGAAUGAUGUGGAGAAGGCCUUAAAUGUUGUCAAGGAGAGAGCAGUGUAUGGAACACCAACCAGUUUACCUCAAGCACAGGAUAAUAAACAACUCAAUAAGGAGAUUGAAAACAUUUUACAAUCUCAAGAGACUCAGCUGAAGCUCCUGCAUUCCUACUCCCAACCAAUCCUGGAGGAGGGGAAUCCUACUGGUCGGGAGUCAGUAUCCUCCUUGAUCCAAUCUGUGGAGGACCUCUUUGAUUCCCUGCAGCUACAGGUAGAGAGUGACAGGACCAGGGUUGAGGACCAGGAACAGGUCUGGAUAGACUACAAUGACAGGAGACAAGAAUUGCUAGAGGUACUAGGUCAGGCGGAGGAUGCAAUGCCUGUAUCGGUCUCACUUGGAGCUGAUAUCAAUGAUCUCCAAGGAAAACUUUCAUCUGUGAAGGCUGCCAAGGAAAUUUUGGAUAAUGGUGAGACUCUACCAUCAAGGGUAACAGUUGCAUCAAACGAGUUACUUGAGAGUGUGCUGGGCCAGUCUGAUGAAACUCAUCCAGUGAAGAAAGACACACAGGAGUCAGUGAAUAGAUAUCACAAGUUACAUGACUCUGCAGCUAGACUUAAAGACAACAUAGAGAAAGAACUAUCAGAGAGGGCAGCAUUUGAAACAGAGGCAGAUGAAUCAUUAGCCGAUUUUAUUCAAGGCAGAGAAACUCUGGAAGAACAAACUGCUAGUAUUGGACCCCUUGUUUCAGAUGCAGAAGAGAGAAUAAAUCAACUUGAAGCUGUGAAGUCAGAGCUCCUGCCCAAAUUAGAUCACAUAGAGGAGUUGUGUAAUGAGCAGCAUCAGAAGUACAAAGACCUUAACUCAGUGCCUCCAUCUAGCAUCUCAGAGAAACUUGAAGAUCUCCGAUCACAGAAAUCAAAGCUGAACAACCAGCUAGACUCCACCAUCCAGGAAUUAAAUGAGGCCAAGAAGAUGAGGUGUUUAUUCCAGCAACAGACUUGCAAUACAGAGCAAGCUGUAGACAAAGCAAAGGAGCUGUUGAACAAACAUAUCUUUGAUGUGCCAGAUGCUAAAAAGGAACAUGAGAAUUUACAGGACUCGUUGGAGUCAGCUCAGUUAGUCAUGCACUCUGUUCAGUACGUCGCCCAGCAACUGACAGACCAGACCAACAGACCAGACGAACGCAGUGCCAUCAUCACUACCAUUGCAUCCCUUCAGACCAAUCUAGCAGAGGUCAUUCACACCACUGACCAGAUGACUGAUGAACUGAUCAAAGCCAUGGAGCCGUGGAAACAGCACCAAAGUGCCAAGGAAGCAGUGGAAAGGUGGCUUGAUCAAGGAGUUGAUACGGUGAAGCCUACCUUGAGCCUGGGUAAUAUGCCUACGGUCUUGCGUCAACUGCAGGAACACAGGGCAUUACUGGAAGAUGUCCCAGACACUAUUGAAAGUGUAGAGGCCUUGAUGUCUUCUGGUCCAGCUCUUGCCAAAGUGCUGAAGGACCCUAUCCACCAGGAAAAAGCAGAUGACCUGAAAAAAGACUUCCAGGAUAUGCUUAGUACCGCCCAGGAACGCAAGGACACCUUGGAGGAUGAGACAAGGAGAUGGCAGAACUAUCAGGGUGGUCUCAUGGAUCUGUUCCAAAGGAUAGCCGAUGCCAAGGAUAUGAUGCUCUCACCAGACAUGGAUCAAAUGACUCUCAAUCAACAGCUUGAAAAUCAGAAGGAGGUUCUUGAGAAGUUAGAAGCUGCCAGUAAGCACCUAGCAGACCUGAAUGAUGCCCACAAACUCCUGGCCCCCAUCUCUGCUGAUCAAACAAGUGAGCUAGAUGGAGAUGAUGAUGAGGAUGAUAUCAUUGAGAAGGGGGUCAAAGAUCCUCAGUUGAUGAGCUUACAGGAAGACAUCUCCCGGAUAAAUGAUGUUGCCAUACAACAUGGUGAAGUCCUACAGAAAUCUCUUGUACAACAGGAGGCAUAUGAGAAGCAAUUGGAAUUAUUAGAAGCUCAGCUCCAGACAGCACAAGAUACAAUGGCAUCCCCAGUAGAACCUACAAGUAUGGAGCAACUCCAGAAACAAUUAGCACAACAUGAGGUGCUUGCAGUCGAAAUUCAAGGAUAUGAAAAUGAGAUUCAGGAAAUUAACAACAAGACUCAAGAACUCCAGGAGGAAGCAACUAGAAGGACAGACUUCAGGCAGACAUAUCUUGCCGCCCUCACUCCUCUUGGUCCCCCUAUGGUUGCUACUCCAGAGUUUGGUGUAGGUGCUCGCUUGGUUAGGAGGGGUUCACCCAUAAGGACUCCAUGGAGAUCAUUUUCUCCAGAACCUAUGCAGACUUCAUUACUGGAAUCAAAGAGACCUCUUGGUGAAAGUGAUGUCACUGAAGAUCAGCCUCCACAGAAAAAGGUUCUGUUUGCUGAUGACCCCUCAGUGGCAGGUGUAGGUGAUGAAUGUCACAGAGACGAUGUUGACAGUUCACUAGCACUUCCUUCCAUAUCAGGAGUAGAAGGCAAAGAGAUGGACUCAAAUGAAGAUAUGUCAAAAUUUCCUACUCAAUCUACCAAGAGAUGUUUUGAUGAUAGUGAACCUGACCAGUCACCUAAAAUUCUUGCCACAUCCACACCCAGACCAGGUUCUGUUGAAAAACCUUUGGAUACCCUGAAUUCUAAAAGUGCUGCUCAAUUAUCCAAAGUGUUACCUGAUCCUUACAGUGAUGUACCAUAUCAAAUUAUCACUGACAGGGGACCUGCAUAUGUCCUUCGCCCAGCAGGCUCCAGUUCCAUCAUUGGACAACCUGGAAAGGAUGGGGAUGCACCAGGUGGAGGGGAUCAUCAAACCCAAUAUGUCAUCAAGCAACCUACACCAUACCUUUCUCCUGUUGUUGUUCGGAGGGUGCCCAUUGUAGAAAGAAUUGUACCAUUUGCCGUCAUUGAUCCAAAAACUGGCAAGACUAUGGAGGCUGUACCAACAGGCAAUGUGAACGAUUUGGAAAACAAUGUAACAGCCUACAUGGUAGACCCUGAAACAAAGGAAUUGGAAAUACUAGAUCCUGAAAACAAAGUUGCUGUUGUGGCAAUACCUUUGAGUGAUGAGAGUCUACAUAGGGUUCGGGUAGAAGAAGUUGUUUUUGAAUCAAGGGUCAAACCUGUGGAGAUGGCUCCUGAUUUAAUGAGGAGUUUACCUUUCUCUGGGCUUAAUGAUACUGACAGUGACAAAGGUCUUGAUGAUAUCGAUGGUGACAAUGGACAAGCUGAUGUUCAGAGUGUGAAAGAGGAAGGUGAUCUGGAUAGUGCUCAAGAAUUUGACAAUAUCGAUAGUGCCAAAGGACAAGUUUACAUUCUUAGUGCUAAGCAGGGUAAUUUCCCAAGUCUGAAAGGACUCAAUGAUGUACAAAGUGUCAAAAGACUUGAUCAUGUAGAUGGUGCUAAAGGACUUGAUACAGACUUACCUCCUAAAGCUCAAGCAGAUAAUAGCCCUUUGCCAAUGCUUCCCGAUAAUCUGAACAUCGGGCAACAUGAGGAAUCUAAAAAAGAACCUAUCAUAGGCAUACAAGGCAGUCAGAAAUAUGCUGGUGAGCAGCCACAGCCCUCAAAUACGGAUGUGUUCAAAUCAAAAUUAGGAAUGGCAGAAGAAAGCGAGAAGCCAAAUACUGAUCUUCACCAGGUAGUAACCACCAAAGGACCUGCAUAUGAACUGAGGCCUGUUGACUCUGAUUCAACAGCUUCAAAUCAUGGAAUAGAUACUCUGUCCUAUGGUGAUGAUUCAAAAGAGACUGUACCACAACAAUACACUGUCUCAAAGAUGACUCAUUUUGAUGGUGUUCCUGAAGUGGUUGGUAAUGCUCCUGUGCCCUGGGAUCAAGUUCCUAUCCUAAUCAAGGACCCAUCAACAGACAAGAUCUUAAAAAUUGUUCCUGUAGUGGAUCCUGAUGAUUUGAAAAGCAAAGUCACUGCAUAUGUACAGUCUGACCCACGGUCAAAAACCUUGGAGAUUAUUGAUCCUCAGCUCUUGAAAUCUUAUGUGGCUGAUGCUAUAGAGUCUGUUCACUGUGACGAGAACACUUCAAAAUCAUCCAAGUUAGAUGAAGAUAGGCAAGCUCUUCAGCUUAUGACAAAUAAAGGACUAGCAUAUGUCCUGCAACCACUGUCUGAAGAAGCAUCACCCGUGCAAGAUGUCUCACCUGUUGGGAAGAAACCUGAACAGGACAAUGCAGAGUUCAAGAUCGUUGAUGAAGCAAGACCGGCUAAUGCUGCUGUUGUGACAGGAUCAAGAAGUUCAACUAGACACAAACCAAUAGAGAUCCUUGAUCAACUUUCAGGGCAGAAAUUUGUUGCAGAACCUGCUACUAAUGUUAAUGACCUAAUGAGCAAGCCCACACUUUACCUGCCAGAGACAGCAGAUCUGUCCAAGCCAAUGGUAAUAUUCCAUCCUAAAACAAGUACAGAAAUAGUUGCCUUUCCAGCAACACCUCAACCAACUGAAUUUUCCAAACAGCCACAUUAUGAUAGCACUUACCUUUCUGAUUCUGGGUCUUUUACAGAACCACAAAGAGAACAUAUUCCAAGUUUUAUCACUUUGAAAUCAAUGACUGUUCCAGUUGCUGAUUGUGAGUACAGCAAGGUUAAACCAAGCAAUCAAGUAACUCCAGUUAUGACAGAACCCAUCACUCACCAGGUUGUCACUGAUCAUGGACCAGCAUACACACUGAGACCUUUCAUUGGAAGUGGUGGUCCAACAGCAGGUAAUGAUGAUCCAGAUGUAGACUUUGUCCUUGCCAGUCAAGACCAAUCAGAUGAUCCCCCUGUUUUGACUGGCGAACAGAAGCUGGAUAUCCACAUUCAACCAUUGCAUGUGAAAGAUCCUGAAUCAGGUCAAGUUAUGAUUUGUGAACCUAUGACCGAUGUCAAUGACCUCAGUGGUGUGCUUGCUGUGGUUGGUAGUGUUGAUGGUAAUCCACUAAUGACUGUCUAUAAUCCUGCAACGAAGCAGUCUGGAGUAGCAGUGCCAAAGGCUCUAUAUUGUCCACCUUUACCAGUAGAGAGUCCUUCCUCUCAGGGAGAUUCAAAUGUGACCUCUUAUGUAUCAAUAACAAAGCCAGUGACUCAAGUACAACAGACUCCUACACAAGAUGUGACUGAACCCACCAAAAGAAGUGAUGAUGCAGGUGACGAAAUACAGAGUGGGGAAAACAUUGAUGAAGCUCAACAUGAAGGAAGGGAAUCUGAUCUUAAUUUGGCAGGGUGUCCCUUGUUUUCACUGUCUCAUGUCGAAGUGACUUCUGCAUCAGAUGAUGGGACACAGCCUUCUUUUGGUGCAUCAAAUAUCAUUGAGGAACUGUCACCUGAACAUCAUAACUUGGGUGCAGAAGAUUUAGCUAAAGAUGAAGAAGAAGUUGGAAAGCCUGUUUCCAACCAGAUUUUGACAUCACUUGGACCUGCAUACACCUUGAUACCAGUUGAGUUGUCUGAACAAAGUAAAGUGCAUCCUAAAGAUGAUUUCAAUACAACAGGUGACUGGAGUCAAUCCAAGAGGAGCAUAGAUGGCAUUGCUGAUGAUCUACCUUGUGUUAGAGCAGAUUCUGAAGCUCUGAACAUUCUUCCUGUGGUUGUGGGAUCCAAGCCAUCUCCAAAGGAGGAUAGUUUCUUAGUUGAGGACCCAGUCUCUAAGAAAAUAUUCAAAGCAAAGCCGGUUCAUAGCCUAGAUGUUUUACACAAUCAACCGAGUGUCUUUGUAGAUGAUACAAGUAAGCCUGUUCAGAUUCAUUUCCCAGACUCAUCAUUAAGAGCACCAAUCACAAGCAACAAUACAGAUCGAAAAGAGAAUCCUCUCUCAGAUAUUUUCCAGAUACUAUCUAAAACUCCAUUAGAAAGGUCACUUCUAUCUAAACAGGUAGGAAAAGGUUAUGCAAGUGUACCCCAAAUAGGAGACAACACACCUCAUCUAACAGGAAUUCACAGUUCCAUGGCAAUGAAAGGGAGGGACAGCCUGUCUACUGAGGACAAUAAUGCUGAUGAGGAAAGUGAAAUUCUAGUGCCUCAUGCAUCAAAGACACAUGCUAGUCUAGAGGAAGUCAAGCAUCAACUAGUCACUGAUAUAGGGCCAGCCUAUAUCCUUGUACCAGAAGAUAACUUUGGAAGUGGGGGAGAUGGAGGUGGAGGAUCUACCUUUCUAGAUGAGUACAUUUUAGCAACAUCUUCAAAUCCAGCCAACAAGCCCUCAGUUAUCGGUUCACAGCCAUUUUCACAAGAUGAGCCAUGCAUUGUCAGGAACCCCAGCACGGGACAAACUUUCAGGGCUCUACCUGCAGAAAGCCUCAAAGAUCUCAAUGAAAAUCCAUCUCUGUAUGCCCUUAACUCACAAGAUAUUCCUGCAGUGCAGGUUUUUGAUCCUUCAACUGGCUGUGCAUCCAUAGGAAUUCCAGCAAGUGUACCACAUGUUGAAGUCACUACAAAAUCACCCCAGCUAGAUCAAGAUAAACCAGUUCUGCAGCUUAUUACAAAUAAAGGACCUGCUUACAUACUGCAACCACUGACUGAAGAAGUGUCAACCCUGCAAGAUGUCACACCUGUUGGGAAGAAACCUGAACAGGACAAUGCAGAGUUCAAGAUCGUCGAUGAAGCAAGACCAGCCAAUGCCGCAAUUGUGACAGGAUCAGCAUCUUCAACUGAAAUCAAACCAAUAGAGAUCCUUGAUCAACUUUCAGGGCAGAAAUUUGUUGCAGAACCUGCUACUAAUGUUAAUGACCUGAUGAGCAAGCCCACACUUUACCUGCCAGAGACAGCAGAUCUGUCCAAACCAAUGGUAAUAUUCCAUCCUAAAACAAGUACAGAAAUAGUUGCCUUUCCAGCAACACCUCAACCAACUGAAUUUUCCAAACAGCCACAUUUUGAAAGCACUUACCUAUCUGAUUCUGGGUCUUUUACAGAACCGCAAAGAGAACAAUUCUUUGAUGAUAUUCCAAGUGCUAUAACUUUGAAAUCAAUGACUGUUCCAGUUGCUGAUUGUGAGUACAGCAAGGUUAAACCAAGCAAUCAAGUAACUCCAGUUAUGACAGAACCCAUCACUCACCAGGUUGUCACUGAUCAUGGACCAGCAUACACACUGAGACCUUUCAUUGGAAGUGGUGGUCCAACAGCAGGUGAUGAUGAUCCAGAUGUAGACUUUGUCCUUGCCAGUCAAGACCAAUCAGAUGAUCCCCCUGUUUUGACUGGCGAACAGAAACUGGAUAUCCACAUUCAACCAUUGCAUGUGAAAGAUCCUGAAUCAGGUCAAGUUAUGAUUUGUGAACCUAUGACCGAUGUCAAUGACCUCAGUGGUGUGCUUGCUGUGGUUGGUAGUGUUGAUGGUAAUCCACUAAUGACUGUCUAUAAUCCUGCAACGAAGCAGUCUGGAGUAGCAGUGCCAAAGGCUCUAUAUUGUCCACCUUUACCAGAAGAGAGUCCUUCCUCUCAGGGAGAUUCAAAUGUGACCUCUUAUGUAUCAAUAACAAAGCCAGUGACUCAAGUACAACAGACUCCUACACAAGAUGUGACUGAACCCACCAAAAGAAGUGAUGAUGCAGGUGACGAAAUACAGAGUGGGGAAAACAUUGAUGAAGCUCAACAUGAAGGAAGGGAAUCUGAUCUUAAUUUGGCAGGGUGUCCCUUGUUUUCACUGUCUCAUGUCGAAGUGACUUCUGCAUCAGAUGAUGGGACACAGCCUUCUUUUGGUGCAUCAAAUAUCAUUGAGGAACUGUCACCUGAACAUCAUAACUUGGGUGCAGAAGAUUUAGCUAAAGAUGAAGAAGAAGUUGGAAAGCCUGUUUCCAACCAGAUUUUGACAUCACUUGGACCUGCAUACACCUUGAUACCAGUUGAGUUGUCUGAACAAAGUAAAGUGCAUCCUAAAGAUGAUUUCAAUACAACAGGUGACUGGAGUCAAUCCAAGAGGAGCAUAGAUGGCAUUGCUGAUGAUCUACCUUGUGUUAGAGCAGAUUCUGAAGCUCUGAACAUUCUUCCUGUGGUUGUGGGAUCCAAGCCAUCUCCAAAGGAGGAUAGUUUCUUAGUUGAGGACCCAGUCUCUAAGAAAAUAUUCAAAGCAAAGCCGGUUCAUAGCCUAGAUGUUUUACACAAUCAACCGAGUGUCUUUGUAGAUGAUACAAGUAAGCCUGUUCAGAUUCAUUUCCCAGACUCAUCAUUAAGAGCACCAAUCACAAGCACCAAUGCAGAUGGAAAAGAGAAACCAGUAAUUCCUCACGCAUCAAAGACAAAGGCUAGUCCAGAGAUAGUCAAGUAUCAACUAGUCACUGAUAUAGGGCCAGCCUAUAUCCUUGUACCAGAAGAUAACUUUGGAAGUGGGGGAGAUGGAGGUGGAGGAUCUACCUUUCUAGAUGAGUACAUUUUAGCAACAUCUUCAAAUCCAGCCAACAAGCCCUCAGUUAUCGGUUCACAGCCAUUUUCACAAGAUGAGCCAUGCAUUGUCAGGAACCCCAGCACGGGACAAACUUUCAGGGCUCUACCUGCAGAAAGCCUCAAAGAUCUCAAUGAAAUUCCAUCUCUGUAUGCCCUUAACUCACAAGAUAUCCCUGCAGUGAAGGUUUUUGAUCCUUCAACUGGCUGUGCAUCCAUAGGAAUUACAGCAGGUGUACCACAAGUUGAAGAACUUGUGAGUGAAACCAGAUUGAAACCAACUGAAGCACCGCUGAGACUCAGCCUUCCAAUACCCAAUCUACAGUUGACAAGCAGUCUUUGGGGAAGAAACAACCGUAUGAUUAUGAUAAAGCUCCUGGUCAUACUUCAAUGGUAAUCAAUGAGAGUAGUAUUCCA